Messenger RNA from Erythranthe guttata (spotted monkey flower), 1291 nucleotides. RefSeq lists its product as uncharacterized. The record is from RefSeq and is a predicted model, not a curated record. Lineage: Eukaryota; Viridiplantae; Streptophyta; Magnoliopsida; Lamiales; Phrymaceae.
AUUCCAUGGAAUCAGAAUUCCGUACAACACACACAUUCCCAUUCCACCCCCAAUUCCGAUUCCCGUCAUACCCUAGCUUCUCUCCUCCCAACCGCGGCGGCGCCUCCUCUCUGUAGAAUCUAAGUGUACAUCGAGGCUCGAGAAUGGGAGAUGUGUCGAAUCGGCAGCUGAAGAGAAAAGGCGAAGAGAAAUCCCCCAAAUCGAUGAAAAAGAAAUGGACUCCAAAGGAAGACGCGGUUUUGAUCGCAUCGCUUUCCGAGUUAUGCAACGCAGGCUGGAAAAGAAAAAACGGAAUCUUCAAGAGCGGAUACACUUCCGCAUUGGAGACGAAAUUAAAAUCGAGGCUUCCAAAUUGCAAUAUCAAGGCUAGCCCGCAUAUCGAAUCGAGACUUAAACUUUUGAAGAGGCAAUAUGAUGCGAUAACCGAAAUGCAAGGUGCGCACGGGAUUCAAUGGAAUGAUAAAGAUAACGUAUUGAUAUGCGAGGAUGAUGAUGUGUGGGACGAGUGGGUCCAGAUUCAUACCGAUGCAAAAGGAUUAAGGAAUAAGCAGUUCCCUUAUUACAACGAUCUGCAUAUUUUAUUCGGAAAUAGAGGCACUAGAAAAGGCGUUUAUAAUGAAACGGACAGUGAUAAAAUUCUUGAUGACGAGGUAACUAUUGCUGCCACAAACUUCAUGGUAGUGAACGACACUUUUGAAGAAGAUGAAGAAGAAAGAGAAUAUUCCGAGUCGUAUCGGAAUAGAUCAUUUGCCACAGAGUUGGACCUAACACCCAAUAUCGAACAUUACAAGAAGCGAAAAUCGCAGAGGGAUGUAAAUGUAACAACAAAUCAUUCCGAGGAUUCAGCUGAAGAGACGAAUAGAUCAGAUGAUGAAAAACAACCUCGUACUCCAAACGUUGGAGAUUCGAACAAGAAGAGCUGUAAUAGUGAGUGUGAACUGGCGAAGAUAUUUGGGAGUUUUCUCGAUAAAUAUCAAGAGCAUGUUUCUUUGCUGUCUGAAAUAAUCGGAAGGGAGAAAACUGCGGAGAAAAUAGUCUGUGAGAAACGAACGAGGUUAAAUGGUGAAUUGACGAAAUUGCCCAAUCUUAGCUUACAAGCUCGGCUUCGAGCUGCAACUUUGAUAGUGAGUGAUUCUGCGAAACUCGACCUCUUUUACAGUCUUUCGAAAGAGGAAAGAAGAGAGUGGGUUUCUAUGUUGCUUACUGGACUUGUGUGAUUUUCAUUUGUAGGGGAAUUUUUGUAAAUGUUAUAUUUAUAUAUAUUUAUGAUAAUGAUUUUAUUUUCGUUUUU